CGGUAUGUGCGAGAGGGGAGGCCACAUAACCCGACGUGUGACAUUCAAGGGCCGAGAGGUGAAUAAAGACCUCGUUGACAGGGACCUCCGGUGCUCUGUUUGAUCCUCCCCGAAGUGGUUCCCGUCUCCUUCGCUGCGACCCAGCAAGAUGCCCCCCAAGAAGCCUGAACCCAAGAAAGCGGAGCCCAAGAAAGAGGAGGCCAAGCCGGCCGCCAAGCCAGCUCCCCCACCCGAGCCGGAGGCCCCCAAAGAAGUUGAAUUUAACCCAGCUAACAUCAAGCUUGAAUUCAACAACGAGCAGAUCCAAGAUUUUAGGGAGGUUUUCCAGGUCUUCGACAGAACUCCAAAGAACGAGAUGAAGAUCACCUAUGCUCAGUGCGGCGACGUCUUGAGGGCGUGCGGUCAGAACCCAACCCAGGCGGAAGUUUUGAGGGUUCUUGGCCGGCCGAAACCAGAAGGCAGUGACGGGAUGGCGGUCAAAGCAGAACAGCGCCAGGGCCCGGAAGACCCAGCUAGGCCUGGGGAGCCUUUGUUCCAAGGGGAACCGCCAGCAUCUGCCCCUCCGGGUGGAAGCUCACGCGGGUCUGUGGAUGUUCGGGCGCGGAAGAAGAGCCUGAAGGUGCACCAGCGGAGCCACCACGGGCAGGAGCGCCCGUACGAGUGCGCGGAGUGCCGCAAGAGCUUCAACUGCCACUCGGGGCUGGUGCGGCACCAGAUGACCCACCGGGCGAAGCCGCCCUAUUGCGCGAGGCGGCAGUUAAGCAGCCGCAAGGAGCACCCGUAG
Molecule: messenger RNA, 784 nt
Organism: Sphaerodactylus townsendi
Lineage: Eukaryota; Metazoa; Chordata; Lepidosauria; Squamata; Sphaerodactylidae
Gene: MYL3
Product: myosin light chain 3
Exons: 5
Coding region: 149-784 (211 amino acids)
Cellular component (GO): myosin II complex
Source: RefSeq, a predicted model, not a curated record